This is a messenger RNA of Miscanthus lutarioriparius, 666 nucleotides long. NCBI's taxonomy places the organism in Eukaryota, Viridiplantae, Streptophyta, Magnoliopsida, Poales, Poaceae. The record is from the annotation of a GenBank genome assembly.
AUGGCCCGCCUCCUGCACCCCAAGACGGCUUCGAGCACGCGUAUAACGGACGAGGGAUGGCUGACACCGACCCGCUCUCGCCCUUCCUCAUCGUCUCCGCCGCGACCCGCGACACCCAAUCCCACCAGAUCCGCCCCAUUCCCCGCAUCCCGCCGCCAUCCAACACCUGAUCCAGCUCCGCCGUCAGCAGAUCUACAGUUUGAUGGGUCGCAGAGGGCGCCGCAGCCUUGCCUCACCACCCCCGAGCUCGCCCGUGUCGAGCCCACGUCGCCGGCUGGAGACGUCACCGCGCCGCCGACACAAGCCACCGAGAUUGAGGAGCCUAAGGCCGGUCUACAAGCGCCAGACCCCCCAUCCCUGCCUACCGACGGAGCGCAGAAGCAUUCAUCCCUCACCGGGCAUGCCGGGCCGCUGCUCCAGCCUGUCUGCGGCGCGCAGGAGCCAUCGCUGUCCGCCGAUGGAGCGCAGCACCGGGAAAGCCGGGCCUGGCGCACAGGAGCCACCUCUGCCCGCCGACGGAGCGCAGAAGCCUUCAUCCCUCACCGGGAAAGCCGGACCUCUGCCCCAGCCUGCCUGCGGCGCGCAGGAGGCACCCCUGCCCAACAGUGGAGCGCAGAAGCAUUCAUCCCUCACAGGAGCCGGGUCUCCAUCCCAGUCCAACCAUGA